UUUUCGUCCACCCCGCCGCUCGCUCGUUCGCCCCUCCCUCAAAAGUCUACGCGAGGAUCUACGCAUCCUGCCCGAGUCACUCUGAACAUGGACCCCGCAAAACUGGCAAAGCUCCAGGCUGCGGCCGCGGCAAACCGGAUCGGUGGAAAGGGCACUGUCCGUCGCAAGGUGGUCCGCAAGACCAAGGCUCCGGCGCAGGAUGACAAAAAGCUCCAGGCCGCGCUCAAGAAGCUGAACGUGCAGCCCAUUCCCGGUGUUGAGGAGGUCAACAUGUUCAAGGAGGACGGCAACGUUCUGCACUUCACGGCACCGAAGGUGCACGCCGCCGUUUCCGCCAACACCUUCGCCAUCUACGGCACUGGCCAGAACAAGGAGCUCACCGAGCUCGUCCCGGGCAUCCUCAACCAGCUCGGCCCCGACUCCCUCGCCUCCCUGCGCAAACUCGCUGAGUCCUACCAGGCGAUACAGCAAAGCCAACAGCGCCCGCAGGCUGCUGACGAGGAGGACGAUGACGAUGUUCCCGACCUCGUCGAGAACUUCGACGCCGUCGAGGAGAAGAAGGAGGAGAAGGAGGAGGAGAAGCUCGACUAAGUGUCGGGAGCUUCGUGUAUGGUGUAGGUGGGGGCGAGUCGCCGAUGAUGACGAGAGGAGGAGGGAGUUCAGUUUCUGAAGUGCUUUGGUCCGAUGCUCUCUGGUUCGCUGUCACCGCAUACGACUCGUGUUUACGAUGCUUGCAUGUACAAAAACUGCAUUCCGCAGAGUGGUUUGGGCGCUCAUUUGUGAAACAUUUUGUGCAUUUCCGGAGUUGCAUGCACC
Punctularia strigosozonata HHB-11173 SS5 is the source of this 816-nucleotide messenger RNA. Its product is annotated as NAC-domain-containing protein. The record is from RefSeq and is a predicted model, not a curated record. NCBI's taxonomy places the organism in Eukaryota, Fungi, Basidiomycota, Agaricomycetes, Corticiales, Punctulariaceae. Gene Ontology annotation, cellular component: nascent polypeptide-associated complex; cytosol. Bases 88 to 591 code for a protein of 167 amino acids. The transcript has 3 exons.